Messenger RNA from Momordica charantia (bitter melon), 2274 nucleotides. It is a transcript of the gene CAP1, whose product is annotated as cyclase associated protein 1. Gene Ontology annotation, biological process: actin filament organization; cytoskeleton organization. Lineage: Eukaryota; Viridiplantae; Streptophyta; Magnoliopsida; Cucurbitales; Cucurbitaceae. The record is from RefSeq and is a predicted model, not a curated record. Gene Ontology annotation, cellular component: cytoplasm. Gene Ontology annotation, molecular function: actin binding; adenylate cyclase binding.
CUUUUUCUUCACAAUAUCCUCUUUCGGCGACUCCACAGCGAAACCCCAAUUCUUUUUUCAACUAAAUUAAUUAUUUUACCAAAAAAAUUUGACCCCCACAGACCAUACCCAUCAGCCACCACUUUUACUCAUUCCAAUCAGUGAAACCCACCAUUGUUUGUCUCUCAGAUCUGAGCUUUUUUGAGAAAGAGAGAGGGGGAGAGUUCUGGGUUCGAACGAACUAUGGAUGAGAAGCUGAUUCAGAGAUUGGAGUCGGCUGUGACUCGGCUUGAGGCCUUAUCUACUGGAUUCCGGCCCGGCGGUGCACCGGAGAGCGGUGAGGAUGCGGUGUCUGACCCCUCGAUUCUUGCUUUUGACGAUCUGAUGGGACAGUAUGUUGGAAGGGUUACGACCGCCGCCGAGAAGAUUGGGGGGCAGGUUCUGGAGGUUACUAAGGUUUUGAAAGAAGCAUUUUCUGUUCAAAGGGAGCUUCUCGUUAGGGUCAAGCAAACUCAGAAACCGGACAUGGCAGGUUUAGGUGAAUUUCUGAAGCCAUUGAACGAAGUUAUUAUAAAAGCAAAUGCACUUACAGAAGGAAGGAGAUCUGAUUUCUUCAACCAUUUGAAAGCUGCAGCUGAUAGUCUAUCUGCUUUAGCUUGGAUUGCAUUUACUGGCAAAGACUGUGGUAUGAGCAUGCCCAUUGCCCACGUUGAAGAAAGUUGGCAAAUGGCUGAAUUUUACAACAACAAAGUUCUUGUAGAGUACAGAAACAAAGAUCCAAAUCAUGUUGAGUGGGCCAAAGCUAUGAAGGAGCUCUAUUUGCCGGGUUUAAGAGACUAUGUCAAAAGUUUUUAUCCUUUGGGACCAGUAUGGAGCGCUACUGGGAAAAAAGCUGCUUCUGCUCGUCCUAAAGCUUCUGCUCCUUCUAAAGCAUCUGCACCAAGCGCUCCAGCCCCACCUCCACCUCCCCCAGCUUCGCUCUUCAGCUCUGAACCUUCUCAGGCUUCAUCUUCUAAGCCAAAAGAAGGGAUGGCUGCUGUUUUUCAAGAAAUUAAUUCUGGGAAGCCUGUAACUGCAGGUCUGAAGAAAGUAACAGAUGACAUGAAGGCAAAGAAUCAUGCAGAUAGAGUUGGUAUUGUGGGUUCCAGUGAGAAAGGUGGUCGUACAAGCUCUCCUUCGUUUUCCAAAGCAGGUCCUCCAAAGUUAGAACUUCAAAUGGGUCGAAAGUGGGUUGUUGAGAACCAAAUUGGAAGAAAAAACUUGGUGAUUGAUGAUUGUGACGCCAAACAAUCUGUAUAUAUUUUUGGAUGCAAAGAUUCAGUUUUGCAGAUUCAAGGGAAGGUCAACAACAUAACUGUUGACAAAUGCACAAAAAUGGGAGUUGUAUUCACGGAUGUUGUGGCUGCAUUUGAGAUUGUAAACUCCAAUGGGGUUGAAGUGCAAUGUCAGGGUUCUGCUCCAACUAUUUCUGUGGACAAUACUGGAGGCUGCCUACUUUAUUUAAGCAAAGAUUCUUUGGGGACAUCCAUUACAACUGCCAAGUCCAGUGAGAUCAAUGUUUUAGUUCCUGGUGCAGGGUCUGAUGGUGAUUGGGUGGAGCAUGCUUUGCCGCAACAGUUUGUUAAUGCGUUUAAGGACGGGCGCUUUGAAACAACUCCAGUCUCUCACUCAGGAGGCUGAAUUACAGUUACAAACAGAUUCUUUCUCUUUUCUACAUUUUUACUUCAUUUAUUUCCUUUGAAUGGAUGGAGAGUGGCUUUUGUUUCCAUUUUUUUCCCUUGAUUCAAUUGUCACAGUACAUUACAUCUGGUGCUUGACAGUGUCUUGUUUCAUUGGGUUCUCUUUUUUUCUUUAUUCAGAAAGUUUGGGGUUUUUUUUUCCCUUCAUACGAAUAUUGGCGGUGUUUAUGGGGAUGACAUGUGUUAUGAAGCUUUAUAUUUUCUUGUUUGUGCUGUAAUGAGAAUCUGUAAUAUUCUACUUUUGGUUUGAGAAGAAAACAGAGACAGCAGUUCUUCCCUACAGGUUCUGCACUGUUCUUGCCAACCUGCAUUUUUUAGAACAGAAGCUCGAUUACCGAGGUUUCGGUCGCCCUCCAAAGCAGAUCAAGAACGAGUUUGGGAGGACGAAAGUGGUGCAUGAAGUACCAAGGAAGCAGCAGGUACACUAAAUAUUGAGAUGUCUUUAUCAAAACCUUUUUUACACUUUUUCCUGGUAAUGGAAAUGUUGUAUUCUAUUGAACUGUUGGAUAUUACUGAGAUUGAAAUGGAACUUUGAGAAUGCCAUUGAUGAGUCACA